GUUUCUAUAGGACAGACAAUCUAUGUUCUUGAAAACACCCCCCCUCGCCCAGAGCUUUUGGUUUUAAGAAGCAACGAAGAUCAUGAAGCUUGUCUUAGCCGCUUUCCUGCAAUGGGUUUUGUUUGAAGGACUCCUGAGGGAGAGUGUUUGCACUGAGUGGACGGCACAGCUACCAGAGACCAUAUCCGCAGUAGAAGGAUCUUGCGUGGUUAUCCCCUGCACAUUUACAUACCCCAAAGGUGUGGAAGCAUCCAUCACAGCGGUCUGGUACACGAGUAGAAGCAUAUUUCAGAGCCUCGUAGUGUACAAUGGCGAGGAUCCGCUGAAGGUAGAUGCUCGAUUCCUUGGGCGAGCGUUUCUGAUUGGGAACCUGACGUCUGGCGAUUGCGCUCUGAAGAUUGAUAAAGUGAAGACGACUGAUGGGCAACGUUAUUACGUCUCAUUUCAUGCGAAAGGACAGAAGUUCAGGUUCCAGGAUCAAAAGGUCACACUUAGUGUUUCAAAGACCCCGGAGAAACCCCGUAUAACUAACCCUGGCCUCUUAACAGAAGGACAGCCUGUCACUGUGAACUGCACGACUGAGUACACCUGCCCUUCGAACCCUCCUACUGUAGACUGGGGCGGAGUCAAUGGAACAGUCAUCCUCCAAUACACAGCCAAACAGCAGGUUGCAUGGGCGGUGACCUCCUCAAUCACGUUCACGCCCUCCUACCGGGACAGUCAGAUACAAUGCCAGGUGAAGUAUCCUGGAAGGAACAAUGUGACGGAGCACAGACCAAUACACGUCAAGUACGCUCCUAAAGACACAGAGAUUCUUGUCUGGACUCGCAAUAUUAAAGAAGGCUCCUCAGUCUCAAUGUCCUGCAGCAGUAAAGGAGACCCUCCCAUUUCCAGAUACAGCUGGUUCUUGGUCCAGGGAGGUCAGGAGGUCGACCUGGAGCAACACACAGAGAAGGUUCGAGUCCCCAACGUGACACGUGGAGUACAGUUCUACUGCACAGCUGAGAACAAAAUCGGGCAAACCCAAUCUCCUAGGAAAUCCCUAAACGUAGAAUACAAACCGGAUAUCACAGGGGAAUCAAAGUGCACCUUCAGCCCUGGAGAGAUGGUCUGUCACUGCCUGGUGAACUCGAACCCUCCAGCUCAGAUCCAGUGGAUUGUGAACAGCAGUGCCCAGGACUUCAAUCUCAGUACCUGGAGAAGCGGCGAGUGGGUGACCAGUGUCCUGACCGGGGCACUGCAGGUUCAGACUAACGUUUCCUGCACUGCAUUCAACAAGCACGGAGAGACUGUGUACGUGCUUCCCUUCCACGUCAAAGAGAGCCUGCUAUGGAUGAUUGUUCCUGCUGUUGGAGGGCUAGCCUGCCUGCUCUUUAUUCUCCUCAUAGCAAUAACCGUGUUCUGCUGUAGGAAGAGAAGGGGCAGGCACUUUAUACACCAACCAAGAAUGUACAGUCUUUGUGACACAAGCAUAUACCAAGAAAGCAGCCCUCUGUACAUGAACUGCACAGAGGCCAACCCCAUUUAUACCAACGGGAGCUACCAAAUCCUCUAUGAAAACUGCACACCUAGUUUCGUACGCACACAGCAGCACAGAGCUGCCUGGAGACGCAGAGAGGUGAGGGAAGACAACGGGAGUGCCACGGAGUGCCCCGUGUAUCUGGAAGUGCUCUAAAUCACCAAAAAGUACCUUCUUAACAACGGAAGAACCGUCAACUCCCCAUGUACGUGCCAACUUGUUGGACGUCCGUAUUUUAGACUGGCAGGCUGAUCAACAUGACAAUCCGGGACACAAGCCCUGUGGAAAUGCUGUCUUUUUUCUAAUUUCCAAGAAAUGUUUCAAUUGUAUGAAUCUGAGGGAAACAGUCCAUAUUUACACCAAAUGUACCCAAAUAAAUACAAUGUUUUAGCUUGAAAUUCAACACCUUGACACCAAGGUCAGGUUAGAAAAAACUUGACUUCAACCUCACAGCCUGGUCCUUUAUCCUGUAAGGUUUGAGGCCUCUGCUGUCAGUUGCGUAUCUAGUAAGGAGCCUCUAUUUGAAUGGUGUGAAUGAAAAUCUGAAUGUAUUAAAAAGCCGUUGUUGAUCACUGGCAUGUAAAUAGUUGCACCUUUUCUGUGUUCCACUGCUACGUCCUUAUGCUACCUAAUAAUAGUAUUUUCAGAAUCUGAGCGUCUGUGUUGUGUCAUGUACACCAGUGUUUCUCAACCCUGGUCCUGGAGGCCCACUGUGUCUGCUAGUUUUCAUUCCAACUGAGCUCUCAGUUACUCAACUAAACCCUUAAUUGAACUGAUAAUUUGCUUAAUUAGACUGUUUUAAUUGUUUUCAGCUGUUAAACAGUUGGAGAGUUCAAGUUACUUAAAAAAUGUUAUAGCGAACUUGAAAUCUGAAACUGUUAAGAGCUGAAAACAAUUAAAAAGGUCUAAUUAAGCAAAUUAUCAUUUCAAUUAAGGGUCUAGUGAAGAAAUUGAGAACUCAGUUGAAAUGAAAACCAGCAGCCACAGGGGGUCCCCAGGACCAGGGUUGAGAAACACUGAUGUUGACUGCAUUGGCAGGUCUGUAGUUUUAACAAAUAUUUUAUUUCUGUUUUUCUAAAAGUGCUUUAAAAUCAAGCGUGCAACUGUUUUAGAGAGUUGGAAGUCUUAAUCAUAGUCAAAGAUGUACAUUUUAUACUAACAGUGAACAGCACCAACAUUUUAAUAAAGUAUAAUCAA
Molecule: messenger RNA, 2716 nt
Organism: Acipenser ruthenus (sterlet)
Lineage: Eukaryota; Metazoa; Chordata; Actinopteri; Acipenseriformes; Acipenseridae
Product: Schwann cell myelin protein-like
Exons: 8
Coding region: 83-1675 (530 amino acids)
Source: RefSeq, a predicted model, not a curated record